Spodoptera litura is the source of this 1588-nucleotide messenger RNA. Its product is annotated as apyrase. The record is from RefSeq and is a predicted model, not a curated record. Gene Ontology annotation, cellular component: plasma membrane. Gene Ontology annotation, molecular function: 5'-nucleotidase activity; metal ion binding; nucleotide binding. NCBI's taxonomy places the organism in Eukaryota, Metazoa, Arthropoda, Insecta, Lepidoptera, Noctuidae. Gene Ontology annotation, biological process: AMP catabolic process.
CUUAGUUUCGACGAGGUCAGCCCAUCAGGAGGAGUAUGUCAGCCAGAAGUAGCUGCUUGCAUUGGGGGCUUCGCCCGUCUCUACACGGCCAUAAAACAAGCGAGGGAGGUGGAACCUGACUCCCUGCUCCUGAAUGGAGGAGACACCUUCCAGGGCACCAUCUGGUACAACUUCCUCAGGUGGAAUGUCAGCCAGCACUUCAUGAAUAUGUUGCCCCAUGACGCUCAUGUACUAGGUAAUCACGAGUUCGACCACGGCGUGACCGGUCUAGUGCCUUACCUGGAACGUCUGAACGCGCCCAUGCUUGGUGCCAACGUGAACACGCAGUUGGAACCGACGAUGACACCCUACAUUAAGAACCACAUCAUCGUCGAGAAGAAGAAUCGGAGGAUUGGUAUCAUUGGAGUGUUGCUGCAACAGUUCUCAGCUGAUAUCGGUAACGUAAAGAUGGAAGAUGAGCUGGAGGCCAUAAACCGUGAGGCGGCCAUACUGACAGCGGAGGGAGUCGACAUCAUAAUAGUGCUGUCCCACGUCGGAUACUCCAGUGAUAUGUGGUUAGCAGAGCGCGUAUCCCCAACAGUGGACAUUAUAGUGGGCGGCCACUCCCACACACUGCUGUACACGGGGCCCACGCCCAACGGUGACACCGCGCUGGGAGAGUACCCCACUGUCGUACAACAAGCUAAUGGACAUCGGAUCCCGAUAGUGCAAGCUUCGUGCUACACGCGGUACUUGGGUAACAUCAAAUUCUUCAUCAACGCACAGGGCAUCGUCGAGCGGUGGCAGGGAGAACCCGUCUUCCUCGGCUCUUCUAUCGUGAAAGAUGAAAGAAUUAUGAAGCUAUUGGAGCCAUGGCGUAGUGAAGUAGACGCAGAGGGCAAGGAAGUGUUGGGAGAGACGCGUGUGUCACUGACUCGCUCGCGGUGCUCCAGGGACGAGUGCAACCUCGGGAGCUGGGCCUGCGACGGAUUUCUUGAAGAGAUGAUACCUUUCGCUCGGGGCUCGAAUUGGAACCACGCUCAUGUUUGCCUGAUCAACACUGGAGGACUCAGAAACCAAAUCACCGCUGGAAACGUGACGACAGAAGCGCUGUUGAUGGCGAUGCCGUUUGAGAACCAGAUACAAGUAUACGAGCUGGAGGGCCGGUACUUGCAGGAGGCGCUGGAGUUCUCCGUCGGAGUCAACUGGAGCGACAGCUUCAGUAGUGGACGCAUGCUGCAGAUUGGAGGUAUGCGCAAUAUAAUCCACGCGUCGAACCCGAUAGGUUCACGAGUGACUGCGACAGUGCGUUGUAUAGACUGCGAUGUCCCGCGAUACUUGCCGCUCGACCCCAACGCCACCUACCGGGUGCUGACGCAAAACUACAUCGGCGACGGUGGCGGUGGAUACUCGAUGUUAUCUGAGAACAGAAAGAACAUAGAGACGUUCGAAAUCGACUACAUGAUGCUGCGGGAUUACAUGAGGAGACAGGGCGUCGUUACCAAGGACCUGGACGGGAGGAUACAGAUCGUCUACUAAUAUGUGAUACACCUUACGUAUUUUUAUAAUUAUAUCUUUAUUUUUUUAAUAAAAUAUUCAUUUACCUACA